GAACAUACUAUUUCUUCCAAUUCGACAUGUAUUACCCAGUUUUCUUCUUAUCUGCCCUUGUAGCUUAUGCUACUGCUUCUGUAGCAAAUGUUGGUAACAUCGUUGCUCAUGAGCUUGACAGUAGAGCAGAAAUGGGAGAAGCCCUGAUGCUCUAUGGUUAUAACCCUCCUCGUGUAAACCCCGACUACUGCGUUGGUUUUCAGAUUGACUAUCCUACUGCUCCUGGUCAAGUCUUCGAAGUCAAUUCCCUUCAACAACUUCACUGGUCGAUUGAUCAAGACAUUAAAGGAUUUAAACCUGAUGCUAUUACCCGUAUUCGUAUCCUCAACUCUACUCAACACAACCAAUAUGUUAUCGGAGAAAAUAUCCCUUUGAUCGUCCAAGACAACAGAGGAUCUGCAAGCUUCCCUCUUGCCGUCAAGGAUGUCACUGGAUACUAUCAUUACCGUAUCAUGGUUAACUAUCCUGGCACACCCACUCACUGCGUUUAUGAAUCUGUUCCCUUUAUGAUCGUCCAAAGUCCUUUCAAGAAAUAUAAGGCAGCUGGCCCCAUUCAACCGGACAGCGAAAAGGGUCAACUUUAUCAAACUUUGCCUGUUGGACUUUAUGUUCAACAUGACUAGUGUCCUUUUUUUUGUUUUGAAACAAAUAAACUUUCUUACUCUC
Rhizopus microsporus ATCC 52813 is the source of this 666-nucleotide messenger RNA. RefSeq lists its product as uncharacterized. The transcript is spliced from 2 exons. Lineage: Eukaryota; Fungi; Mucoromycota; Mucoromycetes; Mucorales; Rhizopodaceae. The coding region runs from base 27 to 623 and encodes 198 amino acids. The record is from RefSeq and is a predicted model, not a curated record.